Molecule: messenger RNA, 1555 nt
Organism: Westerdykella ornata
Lineage: Eukaryota; Fungi; Ascomycota; Dothideomycetes; Pleosporales; Sporormiaceae
Product: acetate kinase
Exons: 2
Coding region: 107-1378 (423 amino acids)
Biological process (GO): acetate metabolic process; phosphorylation
Molecular function (GO): acetate kinase activity
Source: RefSeq, a predicted model, not a curated record
UUUGCUUCUCAUAACCUACACUGUCCUGUCCCCCCUUCUCCAUCUCGAUCGAGACAAGAAAGAAGAAGAAAAGGAAGCCUGAGCAGUCUCCCCUCACCAUCCCAGCAUGCCCGAAAUCAUCCUCUCCGUCAACGCCGGCUCCUCGAGCGUCAAAAUCUCCGUCUACGAAACCAACUCGUCCGCCACCACGCCCGUGCAGCUCGCCGAAGCCGUCGUCGAAGGCCUCACAGCCCCGCCCGCGAGACUAAACUACUCGCGCGGAGACCACAGAACCAAAGGGCAAGAACUGGAACACGUGUCGACACAGCAGGAAGCAUUCAGACAUAUACUCGACCAUCUGGCACGUGACGAGGGCCUGCCGCAAUUGAGGAAGAAGGAGGAUAUCCAUUUCACUUGCCACCGGGUAGUCCACGGAGGGGAUUUCCCACACAGCCAGGUCAUUGACGACGACACGUACCAUCGGAUUGCCGAGCUGAGCGACUUGGCCCCUCUACACAACGCCCCGGCCCUCUCCAUCAUCGAAGCGACCUCCAAACUCCUCCCCACAGCCAUCAACAUCGCCUUCUUCGACAGCUCCUUCCACCACACGCUCCCCGCGCACAUCUCCACCUACCCGAUCGACCAGACCGUCGCGCGCAGGAAUAAACUCCGCAAGUACGGUUUCCACGGGAUAUCGUACCAGUUCAUUACGUCGGCCGUCGCGCACCAUCUCAAGAAACCUACGGACGAGCUGAACAUUAUUGCCCUGCAUCUCGGCAGUGGCGCUUCGGCGUGCUGCAUCAGGAAGGGCGCUUCGUACGACACGAGCAUGGGAUUGACGCCUUUGGCGGGACUACCAGGCGCGACGCGCAGCGGGAGUAUCGAUCCGAGUCUCAUGUUCCACUUCACGCACAGCGCUGGCAGCCUGUCGCACGAGAGCACCGCCACCAUGCACAUCACGCAGGCGGAGGAGAUUCUGAAUAAGCGGUCCGGGUGGAAGUCGUUGACGGGGACGACGGAUUUCGGGAAGAUUAGCGCGGGGGAGAGGGACGAGGAUCGACUGGCUUUCGAUAUCUUUGUGGAUCGGAUUCAGAAUUACGUGGCCCCGUAUUUUACGAAGCUGGAUGGCAAGGUGGAUGCUCUGGUUUUUGCGGGAGGCAUUGGAGAGAAGGGGGCGAAGUUGAGGGCGGCUGUGGUGCAAGGAGUGAAGUGCUUGGGCUUUGAGCUGGAUGAACAGAAGAAUGAGGAGCCUGGAGAGGACGUCGUGGUGGAUAUUAGCAAGGAUGGGGCGAGGUAUAAGACACUGAUCUGCCGGACGGACGAACAGUUGCAGAUGGCGAGACGAGUGUUGGAAGAACCGGAGAGGUUUGAGAGAGGACGGCGUGAGAAGGCGAAGUAAUUGGGGGACUCAAUGGGUCCAAAGGCUCAUGAAUUUUCUGAUUCGCCGUGAAGCUGGUUACUUUGGCACCUUCAAGCAUCAAAGAAAGGCGCAUCCCGUCGACACAGUUGCGUUGCAUGUGAUUCCUGGGCACCUGCAUAUCCCUCCCUGGUUGUCCAGAACCCGGGAUCGCAAACC